AUGGGUAGCCAGCCUUCCAAGCCGUCGCACCAACUGAGCCAGCAUGAAAAAGCCGUCAUUGAUUGCGUGACAGAAUUGCGCAUAGAUGAAGACUACAUUGAAGUAGCCACCGAGAAGCCAGGUCGAGAGACUGUGCAGCUGCACCCCAGAUCUCCAGGAGGCGUCGAUCCUAUCGCUUCAAAUGAGUUCAUUCGCCAGGUGCUGAAUGACCCAAAGAACAGGCUCGCUCUUACAGCCUUAAGCACGGCGAAUCCUCGUCAAGUACUGAUGUCCUCGCCUGUUGCUCAGGUCGAUCAGCAAAUUUUCAGCCACGGAAUACCAUUUGAGGGAAAUCCAAUUACAUCCCAGGGAGCAAGCGGUCGCUGUUGGCUCUUCGCUGCGACCAACGUCUUCAGGAUCGCCUUCAUGCAAAAGUAUGGACUAGAGUCGUUUGAGCUAUCUCAGUCCUACCUCUUUUUCUGGGACAAGUUCGAAAAGACGAACUGGUUCCUCGAGCAGAUCAUCGCGACAAGCCAGGAAGACAUUGGCAGCCGGCUCGUUCAGCAGCUGCUUACUGAUUUGAUCGGCGACGGUGGACAAAUGAGCAUGGUACAGGGUCUAGUGGCCAAAUACGGUCUGGUUCCCAAGACCAUUUAUCCCGAUAACUGGAAUGCCACGAAUUCUGCUAUUCUGAACUCGAUCUUGAAGACGAAGCUACGUCAGAAUGCGUUGACACUUCGCAGGCUAUUGCGUGGAGAGCUAGCUGCUGACCCUACCCCAGCAGCUGUUGAGGGAUUCAAAGCUGCAAUGCUGCAAGAAGCCUUGACAAUCAUGACACUGCUCCUAGGACCACCCCCAAGUAGCACAGAGUCAUUCAGUUGGGAUUAUCUGGACAAAAGUGGAAAGUCUCAUAAAUUGAGCAUCUCGCCGAAAGACUUUGCUCGGGAUACUUAUGGAUCGGAUAUUCGAGUCAGCUUGGAGACCCUGGAUGGCAUGAUUUCGCUUGUUCACGACCCUCGCCACAAGCCAAUGUCACUCCUUACAGUUGACCGGCUGGGUAACAUCGUCGGAGGCCGCAAAGUUGAAUACGUCAAUGUCGAUAUGGAUACCCUCAAGACCUCGUGCGUGAGGAUGAUCAAAGCUGGCAUGCCCGUCUUCUUUGGCUGUGACGUCGGCCAGUUUAGCGACAAGGACCUGGGUGUCAUGGAUACAGAGCUUUUCAACUACCAGGUCGGCAUUAAUACCAAUUUGUUGGGCAUGAACAAGGCCGAAAGACUCAUGACAGGAGAGAGCAGAAUGACCCACGCCAUGGUCUUGACGGCCGUGCACAUCGACGAAGCAACCGGGCAGCCCGUCCGAUGGAGAGUCCAAAACAGCUGGGGACCGACUGCUGGUGACAAGGGCUGGUUUGUGAUGACGGAUGCGUGGAUGGAUGAAUUUGUUUAUCAGGCGGUUAUUGACCCACGGCUCUGCCCGCGAGCAGUGCGAGAUGUCCUGAAGCAGGAACCCGUUACAUUGCCACUGUGGGAUCCUAUGGGCUCUCUGGCAAUGGCUUGA
Akanthomyces muscarius is the source of this 1536-nucleotide messenger RNA. RefSeq lists its product as uncharacterized. The transcript has 2 exons. Bases 1 to 1536 code for a protein of 511 amino acids. Gene Ontology annotation, cellular component: cytoplasm. The record is from RefSeq and is a predicted model, not a curated record. NCBI's taxonomy places the organism in Eukaryota, Fungi, Ascomycota, Sordariomycetes, Hypocreales, Cordycipitaceae. Gene Ontology annotation, molecular function: cysteine-type aminopeptidase activity. Gene Ontology annotation, biological process: L-homocysteine catabolic process; proteolysis; response to toxic substance.